AUGGCGACCGUCGAAUGCUCGGGCAGCAGCCCUUCUGCGGCCAUCGUUGUCGACGAUGAUCACACUGCUGAAGAUCAGGCAACGGCUGAUUUCCAGCGCAGAAUAAACGCAUACCAGCCGCAAGGAGGCAGGAACAAUUCUGUUAUCACAAUCUGCAGCGACUUUGAUGUGCUAGAACAAGAAGAAGAAGAUCUUGCCGACAAGGAGCUCAAGAACCUAAUUGACCUUACUGUCGAUGAUUAUCCGAUCAUCCAUGUUCGUAGAAGACGUCGCCAGGCGCCCCGUGCCAAGGAUCCAGAGCGUCGUCACGAGAACAUCAAGAUUGGCGACUUAUCCAUCAAGCUCAACAGGCUGUACGAGCUCGAUCCCGCGCAAUGCGUCAAACCGGCACUGGAGCCACAGUUCAUCUUGGUGAAUUCUAUCACUGAAAAUUUGGCAAAACAUCACUUCACCAUUGGCGGGCUGCCCUUCGUCAGAGCACGCUCACUAAUGGCCAAGCUGCCACGAAAGCUAAACGAGGUGGCAAUCGUCUACGAACUGGAUGAAACCGACGAUAGAACGGCCGACGAUCAAGCAAGCAUCGAAGUGCCCUUCUCGGCCAUAAUCGGGCCGAGAAGUUUACAUAUGACCAAUGCCCUCUAUCCUCAUCACAGGUACGAUCCGAAAGCUUUCCUCGACCAUGAAGCGGUUGAGAAGGAGGGUCCGCUGGUGUGUCGAUGGAAGUACUAUAUUCACUACCGAGACUCCAAGGAAAAAAAGGCGCACAGAGCUCAUCACUGGACUUUGGAGCGGGUCAGAGCGGACGAAGUUAAGCGAGAAGAUUUCAAAGUCUCUGAGAAAGACUUGAGAUCAGACUGGCGAGGCGUGACAAUCCGAGGAGGCGCUCAUAUUCCGGAGGCGCAACUCCAAGCGCAUGGACAACCUCCUGAGAAGCAACAGUACACUGUCUUCGACUCAUUCUGCGGCGCUGGCGGCUUCUCAAGAGGCGCCGAGAGGGCAGGCUUGAAGCUGCAGCACGCCGUGGACUCGUGGGAUCGGGCAUGUAAUACCUACCGUCGGAACUUCCCCGCCACGAACCUUUUCGAGAUGACGGUAGACGAGUUUAUAGUAUCCCAGAGGGACGUUGCUAUGCGCGUUGACAUUCUUCACCUGUCCCCGCCGUGUCAGACAUGGUCACCAGCCCACACCGUCGCCGGACAGAACGAUGAAGCAAACAUUGCCGCCUUGUUUGCCUGCAGAAGCCUCGUCGAAAAGGUGCGACCUCGUAUCUUCACGUUGGAACAAACUUUCGGUAUCAUGCAACCAGUCCACGCCCCCUUCUUCUGUUCACUGGUAGGUGGUUUCACCGAAUUCGGCUACUCCAUCACUUGGAAAAUUGUACAUCUUCAGACCUGGGGUCUUCCUCAGGUCCGAAAGAGGCUCAUUAUGAUCGGCUCAUGUCCCGGAGAGAAGUUGCCUCCUUUCCCCAGGGCGACUCAUUCCGAGACGGGAGCCGGCGGCCUCGCUAGAUACGUUACGGUGAGGCAGGCGCUAUCAAAGAUUCGGGUUACCUCGUCCUUCCACAACCCAGAGGACGAGGUGAGAGACACUCUGCCGCUGGGAUCGGUCGUAUCCAACCCCGACGAGAUUCUGAAGAGAUGCGUGACCUGCUCCGGCGGCCAAAAUAUGCACUGGUCCAACACCAGGGCCUACACGGUCCGCGAGUUCGCCAGCCUCCAGGGGUUCCCCGUCUGGCACCAGUUCGCCGAGGCACCCAAGUCCGCCCUCAAGAAGCAGAUUGGUAACGCUUUCCCGGCUUGCGUUGUGAGGCUUCUUUACGAGCACCUGAAGAGCUGGCUUCUGGCAGAGGACGGCUUCGCCCCGCCCCGAGACGCCAGGCGCAGCGUCGGCGGGAGAGAAGUUGUUUUUGUGACCGAGGCGCCGGCGCCGCGCCGUGUUCCUACCCCGGUCGCCGCGAUGCUGCCAUCGCCCUUGCGCAACCAGGGAGACUCGGAGGACAACGCCAUGAUGCUCGAUGAGAAUGACCAGAUCGAGAUCAAGUUCUACGGAGAUUCGGAUGUCGAGAUGGAGGAUGUGCCCGAGGCGCCAAAGACCCCGGAUACCCCCGACACGCCGCUGUCGUACUUCCGGUCCUCGACCCCGAGGACGAUGUCGCUUGGGCCCUCGCCCGAGCCGCCACAGUUUGGAGUCAGAGGCUCGCCCAUAGUGAUUGACUGA
Molecule: messenger RNA, 2217 nt
Organism: Colletotrichum orchidophilum
Lineage: Eukaryota; Fungi; Ascomycota; Sordariomycetes; Glomerellales; Glomerellaceae
Product: C-5 cytosine-specific DNA methylase
Exons: 1
Coding region: 1-2217 (738 amino acids)
Cellular component (GO): nucleus
Molecular function (GO): methyltransferase activity
Source: RefSeq, a predicted model, not a curated record